This is a messenger RNA of Scheffersomyces stipitis CBS 6054, 522 nucleotides long. RefSeq lists its product as uncharacterized. Lineage: Eukaryota; Fungi; Ascomycota; Pichiomycetes; Serinales; Debaryomycetaceae. Bases 1 to 522 code for a protein of 173 amino acids. The record is from RefSeq and is a predicted model, not a curated record. The transcript has a single exon.
AUGUUGAUAACAAGCAAAGACUCCGUCGCACCGAAUCUCUCCAAGAGAAUUAUAUACUACUCCAAUAACCGUGGCUGGACUAAUCACAGAUGGCUUCUAUGGUUAUUGUUAGCUGUUCCUCUUGUUAUUCUUCUCUUGUUUUAUUUGCUUAGAUCGAGAAGGAGAAAAACCGUAGUUGGAACUACUCAAGAACCUUUCUACACUCAGGAGCAACCGCCAGUAUCUGGUGGAUACUACUACGGGGACCAGGGACAGGGUAACUACCCAGGUCAGGGAAACUACCAAGGACAAGAGAACUACCAAGGACAGGGAAGCUCUUAUGUGCCUCCACCAAUGCCAGCUAAGCACAACGCUGAAACAGACUACAAUGUCAGCGGUGAUAGCUUCGGUGGAUAUGGCGGUAGCGGUAGCUACGGUGGCUAUGGUGGCUACUCUCAAGACCCCAAUGCUCCUCCAGACCCCAAUGCUCCUCCAGACUACUCCAGACCAGAAGGUCCACCACCUACUCACAAUAAAUUUUAA